UUCAUUAAAGAGAAUAUUACAAAAUGUCAUUAACAUCGCGAUUAUUUUUACAAUAUUUAUGUCGAUCAAAAUGGCAAAGACGAUAUAAUACUUUGGCUAAUGUAUCACCAAAAGAUAUACAAAAUGACACUGUUUCGAUUCAAAAUGAACCAUUUCAAACGUUCCGUACAAUAGAAUCCAAUCCAAUAAAUCAUAAUGAACAACAUUUGAAUAGAUUAUAUACAAUACCAGACAAUAUUGUUCAAACAUUUUAUAAAAUUAAUGGAAUUCCUGCUAACUAUUUAAGGUUAGCUAAUACUUUCAAUGAAUGUUCAUUAUUAGUUAGAAAUCCUACGAUAGAAAUACUAUCAUAUUUAGAACAGGCUGAUUAUAGUAGGCCUAUAAACAAAUAUCUAUUAUAUGGAAAAUAUGGUACAGGAAAAUCAUUAGCGAUAACGCAUAUAUUACAUUAUGCUUUUAUGAAAGAGAUGAUCAUAGUUCACGUGCCUACACCUACCCAUUGGUUUAAAAAUCCAAAAGAAAUAGCUAAUUCGACGACAAUGCCAGGUAUUAUAGAUUUACCGGUUGAUGCAGGAAAAUGGUUAUUAUAUUUUAAAAGUCAAAAUGAAAAACUUUUAUCAAAACUUGAUCUCAGAAUAUCGAAAGAUUAUCAAUGGAAUAUAAGAGAAUUAUCACCAAAGGGUACUCCCUUGUUAGAAAUAAUUGACUUUGGUAUUAACAGAGUAAGAUAUGCAACAGGUGUAAUAGAUGCAUUAUGUACCGAAUUAAAAGAAUCUAGUAUCGCAGGAAAGUGUAAAGUUUUAGUAGCUGUAGAUGGUUACAAUUCAUUUUGGUCAAAUCAUACUAGAAUACGUAAUGAUGCUAAAGUAUGGAUGAAAUCUCAACAAAUAUCAUUAACUUUGUCAUUUCUAAAUUUUGUAAAAGCUGAUUGGUGUAAUGGAGCUGCUGUUUUGGUAGUAGAUAGUAAAAUAUGCAAGGACCGAAAGGAAUAUGUUAAUCCACGAUUUUUGCUUGGUAAAGAGGGUUUUGAAUUUACAGAUCCUUUUCUACCAAUUUUGGUAGAAAAUUAUAAUAAAACAGAAUUUGAAUCAAUAAUGGAAUAUUACAAUGAUCGAAAGUGGGUAAGAAAUAUAACUUCUGAAGGAUUGGCAGAAAUAUGGGCAUUGACUGCUGGAAAUCCAUGUGAAAUAAUGAAAUUUUGUAGAUCUUUAUAAAAAUAUUACAAAUAAAGUAUGAA
This is a messenger RNA of Polistes dominula (European paper wasp), 1237 nucleotides long. It is a transcript of the gene mRpS29, whose product is annotated as mitochondrial ribosomal protein S29. Gene Ontology annotation, biological process: apoptotic process. The record is from RefSeq and is a predicted model, not a curated record. Gene Ontology annotation, cellular component: mitochondrial ribosome; mitochondrial small ribosomal subunit. NCBI's taxonomy places the organism in Eukaryota, Metazoa, Arthropoda, Insecta, Hymenoptera, Vespidae. Gene Ontology annotation, molecular function: structural constituent of ribosome.